AUGGUGCGCCUGGCGGCCGAGCUACUCCUGCUGCUGGGACUCCUCCUGCUCACCUUGCACAUCACGGUGCUGCGGGGCAGCGAGCCCGACGCCGCCACGGGAAACCACAGCCAGCGCCAACCGGUGAGCGAGCACCCUUGCAGCAGCCUCCGCCGUUACCGGCGAAAGUUGCGGGUUUACAUUCUGGGGUGGGAAGGGAGAGGAUUUACCAAGGAACCGAGGCGUCCCUCUGCUAGCCACCCUCUUGAUUCGCUCCCCUAGCCCGUUCUCUUCUUUUACUUCCACCCACUGGAAUCGCUGCAUAUGUUGGUGCAACGAUAGUUGAAGUUGCUCAUAGAAGGCACCCCAGGGUCAUCUAGUCCAACCCCUGUAAUCUUUCACCCAGUGUAGAACUCAACCCACAACCCUGAGAUUAAGAGUCUCAUGUUCUAUUAACCGGAGCUACCAGGUUGUUAGUUCAGUUAGUGUUUCUCUCACCUGGUUCCCAAGCUGUUAUUGGACUACAACUAUAAUCCCUAGCAAGUAGGACCAGUGGUCAGGGAUGAUGGGAGUUGUAGUCCAACAACAACUGAGGACCAAAUUUGAGAAACACUGCAGGGAAAAGAAGGGUUGUAGCUCAAUGACAGAGCAUCUACUUUGCAUGCAGAAGGGCACAGGUUCAGCCCCUGGCAUUGGUUGGGAUGCCCCCUCCCCAUCUGAAACCCAGGAGAGCUGCUGCCAGUCAUGUAGACAGUGCUAAGCUAGAUGGAUCCAGUGGUCGUGACACACUAAGGCAGCUUAUUAGGCUCCCCCGGACUGGGACUGGCUCUUCAUUGUCUUGGGGGGGAGAAAGGUCUUGCCCAUUCCUUCUCGUCUUCUUGGAGGAGCAGACACUCUGGAUGCCAAAGUUCCCAAAUUUGGUCCUCAGCAUCUCCAGGUAGGACUGGGAAUGACUUCCCUUGCCUGAAACCCCAGAGAGGCUCUGCCCUCCACAUAAACAAUACUGUACUGAGCCAGGUGGAACAAACCUCCAAAGAAAUACAAAUGUGUUCUGUGCUUCUCCUCUUAAUUAGAGAUCCUGGGGAUGGAACUCAAGAACGUCCGCAUGCAAAGCUUGUGUUUUUCAAUAAAUUAUGUUCUUUUGGCUUAACUAAGGGUGUGUUCAUGUUGCCGCUUUAGAGCACAAAGAAGUUGCCGCCCCCCACCCCCCUGGCAGCUAAGUGUUCGCACUUUGACUAGAGAUAAUUAGGAAUGGUUCAAGGACUUGGCAGUUUGGAUAGCGUUGUGUGAGCAUAGAUUAAAAACUCAGCGCAACAGAAAUGCAGCGAGUGCACACAGCAAACAGGAGUCCUGAAAAAAAAAUGCCUUGCAGUGUAUCCUGUGUGUGAUUUCAGGCUAUUUCCACCAUCGUUUUAGAAGACGGGGUUGGUCCUCCAGAUUUUGCUGUACUCUUAACUCCCAGCACCCCUGGCCAUUGGCCAUGCUGGCUGGUGCUGAUGAGGCUCAUCAUCUGGAGCAGUGGUAGGCAAACUAAGGCCCGGGGACCGGAUGCGGUCCAAUCGCCUUCUCAAUCCGGCCCGCGGACGGUCCGGGAAUCAGUGUGUUUUUACAUGAGUAGAAUGUGUCCUUUUAUUUAAAAUGCAUCUCUGGGUUAUUUGUGGGGCAUAGGAAUUCGUUCAUUUCCCCCCAAAAAAUAUAGUCCAGUCCACCACAUGGUCUGAGGGACGGUGGACCGGACCAUGGCUGAAAAAGGUUGCUGACCCCUGAUCUGGAGGUUCUGCAUUUCUGCUUUAGAACUUGUACAUUUGGCUCCUUUCAUUCUUUCAGUGCCUGCAUGAAGAGGAGUAGGAUCAUGUGUGAGGUCUCUGCUCCAGACUUCCACAUGUUCUUCCAAAGGUCUGGAUGGAACCUACAUGCAUAGGCUUUGGGGACCUACCCCUUUUGCUAGGUCCCCAGUUUUUACAGCCUACCUGCUGGAGCAGAGACACCAGGUCUUGAUCCUGAUCUUCUCAUGCUGGCCCCAACAUGUUGUGCAUCCUGCAGCGGAUCUCAACCCAUUCAUCUGCACCACUUUAAAAUACUUGCUGCAUCAUUCAAACACCAAUCGCCAUUACACUGUUGCAUGAGAGGUUGUUUCAGCCCGCUACCCAGCAUGGUGUGCUCUAUGCUCCUCCCCACCCACAUCUCCAGUGAAUGUUGCAAAAGGUCUCCCUGUCUUUCCCCUGUGUUGUAUUUAAACUUGCAUGAACACACAUCCUGCCAAGUCCUUUUCCCAGUCCAGGUAUGAUAGGCCUAUAUAUUUUUCACAUGUCCUAUGAGCAUCUCUAAACCAGUGUGGACUUGGGAGUCUGAAGAAUAGAAUAUAUCCCUCUGCCCACAACAAUAAUAGUAAUAUUCUUGCAAAUAUUCCGGGUGACAGCAGGUGUGCUCCAUCCCAAAUUCUAGUACUAGCCUGCUCCUCUCUACUGAACUGGAAACAUUGUGGGAAAUGCUAAGGAAGAAUGGAGUGGAAAAGUGGACCAGUGUGUGGACCAUAAGAUAAUUAUCAUUUGCAUGGAUUUAUAGUAAUGCUUCUUAGCAUUUUCUGAUAGUGUUUAACAGUUCUACUGCACGGGGGUUCAGAGGGCUUCCAAUAAAUAUCUUGUCCUCCUUACAACACCCCUGUGAGGUUGGCCAGUGUUGCCAUGUUUCAGAUGUCAGAGAGAAAGAGAGAGAGAAUGAGAACCUAUGGCCAGCUAGUAAAUUCAGGGCAGUAGCAAGAUUCAAGAUGGGGACUAACUGGUUUGUAGUUAGAUUUUUAGCCACAAUGUUAAGGGCCACAUUCCCUCUUGGGGAACUUUCCAGGGGCCACAUGCCAUUGGUGGGCAUGCCCAGGGGCAAAGGUGGGCAAAGCAGUACAGCAGACCACAUUCCAUCUGUUCAGAGGCUCCAUCCACAUAAGCAAAAGGCAUUUUCACAGUUCCAGCCAGGCGAAAGCACUUGUAGGAGCACAGAGCAGGGCUGGUGAGAAAUGCGGUCUGGAGAAGCGGGCAUGGCCCAAGGAAAAUUGAUUUAUAUUUAUCGGAUUUGUAUACCACCCUUUAUCCGAAGAUCUCAGGGCAGGAAGUAGGAGUCACCUGUGUGAGUGACAGGUGCUGCAUAGAUACUGUGGUGAGAAUUUCUCUUCUUAUUAUAGUCUCUCCAUACAUCUGUGGAUAGGGAAUUUUGGAAAUUGAACAGCCCAGAUACUUUACUAUUUUGAUUUCUUUCCAGUCCUUACAGUUUCAGGAUAGUUUAUGACAUUUUAAAAACCAGCCUCAAAAACCAUGUGGACGAUUCAGUGUUUUCUAAACUAAUAAUGUGUGCUUCAUCUAGGAGCAAGCUAGUUUUAAGUUCUCCCCAUUCAGGUUGAUCUCGCCCCUCCUUUGAAACCAAUAAAUGCUGUCGUCAUUUUACUUUUUUCAAAUUCCGGUUAGGUGUGGCUGAGUUUGUGCAGAUGGGAUGCAGGAAGGCCACAUUUAUGUUGCAAAGUUUCAGCCUUCAGAACGGUAUAAUGUGCUGGGACAAUGACAGCCUCGUCCUGCGUAUUGGGGAAAAGUACCUUUCUCUCUCUCCACACCCCCCCUCCCAGCUUCUUCUUAAUAGAAGGCUGCAUAGUUUCCACAACUGGUGUUUCUGCGAGGGUGCUUAUUAAUCUAAACGUGCAUGGCUGCAACUUGAAAUUAGGGUAUUAAAAUGGGAGCUUCCCCUUGUUUGUAAGGACGUAAAAGCCCUGCCUGCUUACAGGAGGCUGAAAUAGCUGAAUGGACUUAACCUCAGUGCAGCUUUAAAGCAUGAAACCAAAUUUAGGAUUCCCUUCUGCAUGAAGAGACAUGGGAAAGAAAUAUAUGGGGAAUGUUGACACUUAGGGAGGUUCUGCUGGGCUGCCCAACAGCUGAAUUCCUAUUUUAAGCUGUUUCCUUUUGUUAGUCCAGCCUAAAGUUGCUCCAGGGAGGCCAAGCAGAUACAAAAUCCCCACCACCACAGCCAAAAUGAAGAGGGAGAAAGAGGGUUUGUUAGGAGAGAGCUUGAACGAUGUAAGAAGAAAGCCGGAACUGGGGAACCUGGGGACUCCAACUCCCAUAAGCCCCAGCCAGGAUGGCCAAUGGUGAGAGAUUAUGGGAGCUGUAGUCCAGCAACAUCUGGAGGGCCGCUGGACUGCGUUCUGACUGACAAGAGCCAUCAUUUGACCCAUUUCUUGUAGGCUGUCCUUGUAGAACAACUUUCACUCUUGCCAACAAUAUCUUCAAGAUGCCUAGCUGUAACUUUCUUUAUAUGAAUGAUGCUUUCUUUCCUUGUGGGACCCUGAAGUGCCUUCUGUAGAACAGUAAAUCUGAGAAGGAUUUUGUUGUUGUUUUAUGAGGCGUUUGGUACCACUGGAAUAACCCUGAAUUUGCCUCUCUUUACAGGCCAGUAACAUAAUGAGGGAAACAGCUGGGCAAAUGAAAAUCUAGGUGAAACUAAUUCCCAGCGGAGUUAUUUAUAUGCUACUGAAUUGAGGGGGUGGGAGUGACUUAUCUGGUAUUUUAAAUUAAAAAAAAUAAGGCAAAAGGCAGAUUCUGUUUAACAGCGGCUUAUGUGUUUGUAUACGGACUGCUGAUUUCAUGAAAUCUCACCAUUCCUCAUAAAACGAUCUGUUAAAUUAAGUUUCUGCAUUUGAGAAACACUGCAGAGCAAGAGCUUCAGUAGAUCUUUUUCAUAGAUUCUGCCAUGUGUAGCAAUACAAAGUUAUAUACUUCCUAACUCAAUUGAUUUUGCAGCUCUGGGAUUUGGGAGAGCAGAAUCCUGCAGACAUUAAAGGCAAAGAGUAUAUCAGAUGUCGCACUAAGCAUUUAAACAGAUGGAAACAUAAGUUGCAAAUUUACUUAUUCUCUAGCCAAAAUUAUAGUAACCUGCCUCCGCUGUACAUUUCAAAGCACAAGUAAACUGAUGCUUUGGGGCCUUUGAAAUGUUUGCUAGCUCCCAGUUUUCUAAUAUUUCCAGGGAUGAUUCUGAAUUCUCUUAAAUCUAUCCUGCAUUCUUUAGGAAUAUUCCUUUAAAAAAAGGAAGGGAACUUGCAUGGAAAAGGGGAUUUAUUGGAUGUUCUGUAAACAAACAGUAGUAAAUCAGGUGGCUGAUGGUUUUAGCUGGCUGGCAAAUAUCUGCAUCUAUUAUUGCAGACAGUUUGGUUUCCAUAUCAUUUGGGAUUGUGUACCUCUUGCAGCAUUUCUGAGGGGUUUUGCGAAGGGGUGGCAGGUGCUAAGAAAUGCUCCAGAGCUUCUUGUUUUCAGGGUGCGCCCACAGUGUCAUUGUUUGCAACCUCAGGAAUGUCUUGACUUUUGCAGCCCAAUGCUUCUCAGGUUAUGAUCGCUUAUGGGGUUAUGGUUGCUCAAAAGUCAGCUCCCCUGUGUUCAAUGGAGCUCACUUCCAAAUAACUGCAUAGUAAAUGAGGUUAUAAUAUCAAUCAGCAAAUCACCAGCCAACUGGUGUUUCAAGGCAUGUUUGGCAACUUUAAUAUUAGCUCUGCUGGGCAACUGCUGCUGGAUGAGACAACUCCAGGGGAAACAGAGGGGCUGCCCUUUAAAUUUGGCCUCCACAAUCAAAAUGCAAAGUGGAAGGAACCUUUGGGGGGGAGGACCUUGAUAUCUGAAUCCCAGGAGGCUACUCCUAGAAUAUGACUCCUAGUAAAUCUUUUUAUUCUAAUCCAUCCCAGUGUGAGAACUGUAGAUGCCUUGCUCUGUUGUAGGAGUAGGAAACGCCCCCCCCCCAUCAGAUGUCAAGGAAAUAAACAACUAUCUGACUUUUAGAAGACAUCUGAAGGCAACCCUGUUUAGGGAAGUUUAUAAUGGUUUGAUGUUUUAUCAUGUUUUUAAUAUUCUGAUGGGAGCUGCCCAGAGUGGCUGGGGAAACCCAGUCAGAUGGGUAGGAUAUAAAUAUAAUUAUUAUUAUUAUUAUUAUUAUUAUUAUUAUUAUUAAGGCUACUAGUUUCACAACAGAGAAAGAUUAAGAGGAUACUAGGAGCAGAUAUUUGUGCUUUUCUCUUCGCCUGAGGAAUAUAAUUCUGACAUGGUUUAUGACUUUGCAUGUAACACACCCAUGGCUGGCUUCUUCUGAGCACUGGAAGAAAAAUAAAGAGACGUUAAAAGUGUCAGAACUCUCAUUUGUAUAGUGAUGAUUUAACGUAGGAAAUAGAUUGUGAUGAUGAUGUAAAUACAAAUUAUGGAGAAAAUACGGCUGUAAAGAUGACCUAACCAAAUGGCCAGAAUGCAGGAUCUCUGUGUAGACAAAAUACAUGCAACCACUUAAUGAGACACUUUAGAAAAAUAUAUGUUCAUAGGACUAUUUUAUUCUGUCUCUGAGCCCUCUCUAUGUAGCUUACAUCAUUAGUUAAAAACAAUGGGUUGUAUUCAACAGUUGUUCUCCUCUGAAGGCUUCAGUCACCAGAAGAAGGAAAGCAAUUUUCAGUGAUUCCUCCUCUGUUGCCCCUGUGCUUCCCUAAAUCUGCUCUGGGGGCUCCCCCCCCCCAUCCUCUGGAGCACAUUUAGGAGGGGAAUCAUUGGAAAUUGCUUUCCUAGUGAUGGAUGCCUUACUGUUAGCUGAGUGACACCAUUGGAUAGAAUCCAAUACAACUGACAAAAUGUGAAGACAUCUCCCUCUUUAGCACAAACUCCCUCCAUCUGUUCAGAAAAGCUGAGCAUCUAUUUAUCUGGGGACGACGACUUAAAAGUAUGUAUUUUAUCAUACAGAUUUUCAAUGCAGCUGACAAAGCAGGCAGAACAGCAGUAACAACAACAAUUAAAAUACAGUCGCUACCAAAAUCAAAGUCAUAAACAAUAAUAGCAGUUUUAAAAAGCAAAGAAACAAACAAGCCACAAAUUUCUCAGCCAGCAGCAACAUGGUAACUAAUAAUUCUAAGGCCUGGGCAGUUGAAAUAGUCUUACCUAAAACUUAUUAGGCAAGAUGCCAGGGAAGUAUCCCAAAGCUGAGGUACCACCAUAGGAAAAGGUCCUUCUCCCUAGUCAUCACUACCCGCUAAAGCUCUGGCAGCAGGAGUACCUAGAGAAAGGGCCUCUGAUGAUAAAGCCACAGCCCUGCUCUAUGGCUCUCUCUGCUGCUUUUCUCCUUUCAUAGCCAGUGCUGAGCUGAAAACAUGCAGAUCAAAUCCACUCUGAAGUUCCUGCGAAACAAAAUAUUUUGCCCCAACACCCAGAAGGAAGUACAGGGCACCAUAAAUGCGAUUAAGAGCAGGGCUUUUUUUCAGCCGGAACUCAGUUUUGGCACCUCACAGGUAGGUGCUAUGGCCGUUAUAAGAGAACAAGGGAGGUGUUCAUGGUGAGUUCCAGCACCUCUUUUUCUAGAAAAAUAGCACAGAUUACAUGCUACCUGGGCUCCAAGAACUGGAUGAUAUUAUUAUUAUUAUUAUUAUUAUUAUUAUUAUUAUUAUUAUUAUUUAUUAUGCCACUUUCCUCACAGUAGUGACCCAAAGUGACUUACAAACACAAUAUAAACAUUAAAACCAAUUAUGGCAAACACAACCAAUAAAACUAUUAUCUGAUAUCAUCCAAGCCCCUCUUUGCCAGCCCUCCAAAUUGUGAGCUGAGGGAGCUUCGCCACCAUCACCAACCCUGACUGUCUGACAUUGGGAAGGGUGAAACCUACGGGGCCCAAAGGAUGCCCCCCCCCUUUGAAAGGGUUCUAUUAGGCAGCACCCUAUCAUCCUGCUUGAGGGUGGUCACCGUGGCAACCUGUUCCCUUUCCUCUCCCUGCCCUCACUACUUGCUCAUUGUGGCCAGAUUCAAACAUCAGGUAGCCAAGUAAAUAAGCAAUGAGACUAGAGAGCAAUGAAGUAGAAACACGCACAAAGUGCGCCCUUGGGCAAUCAUGGGAGGCAUUUUUUAAAAAACUUCUUAGCCAACACUAAAUGGGCAUUUCCCCAGUUCUUAUUUGCCACUUUACUGCUAGAAGAACCAGACAUAAAUAUCAAAAAGAUGUCUUUUUGUACAAGUUAUAUAUACCUGUUUUUUAAAAGCUGCCUUGAUUCUGGUUUGUGUGGUGGGCAGUCUUACUCUUAAACCAGCUCGGGCAGUGAAUACCAACAAAAUUUUGACCUACUUUGGGGGCCCAUCUGAAACUCCUGCAAAGCAUCUUUGCUAUUUUGCCUCUAGUACCCACAGCUGCCAGUCUUGGAGACUCACCCAAAAGUCUCACCCGAUGACCAAUAACUGAGGAAUUCCUGCCUUUAAAAAAAAAAGAAAGUCUACCCUGGCAUAAAUUGUUACUACAUUUUGUUCUCUCACACCCUGUUUGGAAUUCCAGGGACAAAAAUGUCCUCGCUCGUUCUCCAGUGAUGCAUUCUGACACACAAAUGACAGAUGAGUGAGUGGGCGUUCUGUUCUGGAAUGCCAAGUCUCCAUUUUAAUCCCAGGAAUUGGGACAGUAUGGAGCCCUUAUAUGUGCUGAUUCAGUCACUUCAGUCUGUGGAAGUUGCACACCACACAGAGCUUGUUCCAAGUUUGUAAGGAGUCGUUCCUUUAGUGUGUGCUUUGGAACGCCCUACCUGUUGACAUUAGGCAGACACUAUCCCUGUACAUGGGACACGGGUGGCGCUGUGGUGUAAACCACUGAGCCUUGGACUUGCUGAUUGGAAGGUUGGCGGUUCGAAUCCCCGUGACGGGUGAGUUCCCGUUGUUCGGUCCCAGCUCCUGCCAACCUAGUCAAAGUGCAAAUAGAUAAAUAGGUACCGCUCUGGCAGGAAGGUAAAUGGCGUUUCCGUGCGCUGCUCUGGUUUCGCCAGAAGCGGCUUAGUCAAUGACAGCGCAUCCUCUUUCAAGCCCUGUUCUUUAAGAAGAUGCAGGCUGAAUUUUUUUUAAAAAAGGUAUACACUGUCACUACUAUGCCUUUGAAGCAAAUAAAAGCACAGUGGAACCUUGGUUGUUGAAUGCUUUGGAAGUUGAACGUUUCGGCUUUCAAACGCCAGCAACCCAGAAGUGAAUGCUUCCGUUUUCAAACGUGCCUCAGAAGUCGAACGGCUUCCAAGGCGUGUUUCCCCAUUUUUUCAAUGGAUUUUGCUGACCGGCAAUUGCGCCUCAGUUGUCAAAUGUUUUGGAAGUCGAACGGUCUUCUGGAAUGGAUUACAUUUGACAACCGAGGUUCCACUAUAUUACGUUGCAGGUUUUGACUGAUACCUUCAGGUCGCUUAGGAAUGCAAGUGUUUUUCUGCAUCUACAAAGAAUAAAACUAUACAUAUUUUUAUCUAGUCCUUCAGAAUGGGCACAUGUUCCUCAGCAGUCCUUCACCUCUCCAGCAUGAAUUCCUCCCCCUGCCUCCCUUCUAACACUCAACUAUGAUUUAUUAUGGUACCUUCAUCAAAGGAACCAUGGUUAUCACUGACUUAGAGCUUGAUGGAAGAGUCUGAAGUGUGUCUGCAUGUCCUGGUUAAGAGGGACCUAGUUAGCGCAACCUCAUUUAAGGCUGAUGAUGGAAUAGAGGAGAAUUUGUCAGCAGGGCAGGAAACAGGAGGAGCCAUUCCUGAGGUUUGCUGCUGGUUUGCAAUCCUAGUUUAUAACUGUUGUUCAGCAUGCCUGACUUCUUCCUAAUGAGCAAUAUCUGCUUACCUAAAGCUUGGUUGGUUCUAAUAAGAAUUUGCCCUUUAUUUCCAAGGAGCAAAAGAGUUCUGGGGAGGAAUGGUUUAAACAUAAUGCUUGCUCAGGGGGAAACCAUUGCAGUGUGAGAUGACUUGUGAACCACAGCAGGGUUUCACCACUGGUGUAUCUCUAGAAGGUCUGGAGAGAAAUUUGAUUCAGUUUUCAUUUCUAGGUGAAGUUACCUAAUUUGCACUUUGUGAAACAAUAUGCAAACCAAAACGCACCCGUCCUUGGAAAUAUGCACUUCUCUGAAUUUAGCAAUGCAGUUCUCCAACCAAAGGAAUGGGACUUCUUUGCUGAAUCUAAUGGAUACUAGAACUUCUGUUCCUGUUGCUGCAACCAGAUUAGCCUUAGUCUACUUCCUCCUUAACUUCACCAUUAUCCUUCUCAGAUGUAUUGAGCCAAGACGAUCAGCCCAUUAGUCUCUGAGAUCUCGGUUAUUUUCUACUGUAGGAAACCAUUCAGGCCAGGCCACUGAGACGUCCUUCACCCAAGGCCACCUGGCUCACCAGGGCAGAAGAGUCAGAGGCAUGCCAGUUUCCAUGAAACACAAAGGAACGAUCUCGCCCACGCUUCCUUGUGUUUUCCAUUAAGACAAUGGGUUGCAAACAUUUGAAAUUCAUCAGCUGAGACGUGCUUUGGAGGUCUGUUCCUUGAGGUAUUUAGAGCAGGCUCUAAUGAUGUAAAAUAUUUAUUACGUGCCUGAAGCAUCUAGGCAUGUACAAGAUCUUUUUUAUAAAAGAGGUCCUGUCCUCUGAUGCCAAAAUCUAACUGUUGCACACUCCUGUGCAUUUUCUCAGUGCCUUAUAGCAGACAUAGUUGUUUGUGGUGAAGAUCCACCAGCUGACUGUACAAUCACUGUAUCCAUUUAUACAGACAAAAUCAGCUAUAAGAAGCACUGUGAGCUGAAUGGGGAAUUGACUAUUCAUCCUCCCGGUACCUUUUCUUCAGUAACUUCUGAAGCUACUCUUAGUUAUGCCCAUAUUAUAUAAACCUGUGACUUUUGAGCUGCAUGCAGGAGAACCUGGAGGUUCCUUGGAAGCUCGCCAAGGGAUCCUUAAAGUCAGCUUGCUUGCCACUGCCCAUCCAUCCAUCCAAUACAGGGCAGUGAGCUCCCUGUUAACUUGGGCGAUGGCAGGUGCUUCCAGGAUCUUCUCCAAUAGAUGAGUUCUGCAGACAUUUUGGUGACGCAAAAGGAGUUCUACGAAGGUACGAUGUCUUAAAACUUCUGAUCUAAGUCGUGUCAUGAUGCCGUUCUGUUACAAGAACAAGCGGACUGCUUCUUUGGAACAAGGGCACAAAGAUCUGCCAAGCAAUGCAGGAAUGUCAUGAUUAAUCCUAAAAACGUCUCUCUAGCACAAACAUGCCCAGUGAUGCUUAAAAGAAGAAGAAGAAGUAUUGGACUAAGAAGUCAGAAAAUGACAGCCCAACUUCAAUUUCAGGUAUAAACAUCUCAGAAACAGCAGAUGACUAAUAACACUUUUUGGAAGUUUAUUCUACCCUACUGGCAGUUUUGUGCAAUACUGAUGGGUAAUUUUUCAUUUAUGCAUAACUACAUGCAGACUAUCUUCUGGUAACAUUUAAAGUUGUUGUUUUGUGGGUUUUGGCAUUUUGUAAAAUAGGGUCUAAGCACAUUAUAUUUUAAAACAAAGAGCACUUUUGUUUUUUAAGACUGUUUGCCGGGGCCUCUUCCUGUUCUUCUUUCCCUGUAUAUAUUCAGCUUUCAUUUCACAAAGGCUAAGGCUGCAAUGAUACACUUCCAAGGGAGGGACAAUUUGCAAGAGAUUAAGGAAAGUAUUUCAUCCCUGCAGGUAGAUAAGUUGUAUCUUGGAGAAUAGCAAGUCAUGUUCUCAAUUGGCAUCUUUUCCUUGGUAAUUAGCCCUCCCUGGAAUGAAGCCACAAUAGGUUACUUUCAGUUUUUAGUAUUAACAGCAUUGAACAAAAUUGCUAAUAUAUGUAGCUGUUUAAUUUUUAGAGUAGUAGCAUAUGAAAAUUAAUGACACAUCCACCCAGUAUGUAAGUUCCCCUGUGUGGAUUUUGUUGAGAACAACAUUAGAAUAGAAACGGCUUCUUAUGAACCUCAAGAGUGGAAUCCAUGGGCGGAAUUGUGUGGAGUAUGUGUGCAGAGAACACAUGUUUUAAUGGUUUUAUUGUAUACCGCCUUGAUAUAUUUUAUGAGCUGGUGGUUUAGAAAUAUUCUUAAAAAUAAACCAACUCUUUCCUCUUUUUCAUAUUGAGUUGCCUGGAAGCAAAUACUGGAGCUGACUCAAAACCCAGGGGGUAUUUUGGGUAUUUCCUGUUUGUGGGUUUCACCUGCUGUAAACCUGCGGCUAUUUUGCAUGUGCUGAAGAAUUAGAAGAUUACUUCCUUACCUGGAGUUCUUUCAUGUGUCGGCUAAGCCAAGCAUGCCUGGCUCAAACUCAUGUCUACGGAUAUCAUUGCAUGUUGCUUCACAAAAUCCUCUUCCUCCCAACAAAAUAUGAACCAGCUAGAUAAAUGGACGUCCCAUAUUGUUUUACUUGGAGAUGCUUUUAAAGCUAUUUGGGCUGCAUGAAUGUGAAAGGCCUGUGCAAAUCUUGUUUAGACAUUACAUGUAUUAUUUGCUACUGGUAUCGAUGCUUAACUCUUAGGAUGGCAUUUGAAUACUGUAACGAUAGAUGAAGAUUUGGAGGGGAUCUGUGUUUGAGCUCUGUCUUCCUACUGAAGAAACAACCCCCACCCCACUUGUAUUUGUCUAUUCCUGUCUUAGCGGGAGAGGUUUUGAGAGGACUUCUGCAGUAUGUGCUGCACAUAUUAAUUACAAUUCACUUCUGUUCUGGAGCCAAUGUAUCUGUAUAUCCUCUCUGAAGACUACAUUUGGCUCUGACUGGAAAAGUAUUGCACUUUUACUAGUGCAAGCAGCACAUUGUUUCAAGGGCAUCACAAUAUCACAAGUCAUUUUUAGACUGGAACCCACUUAUAAAACUGAAUUGUGAAUUGUGCAGCCCACUCUCUUUCUCGCGCUUGUUCACCACUCCUGCCACUAGACUGCCACCCCUGCAGCUUAGGGAUAUAAACUUUUAAAAAUAUUUAUAUUUUAUUAAGGUGAUUUCAGUUAAAAGAAAUAAAGUGAUACAGGGGAAAAAGAAGGAAAAGGGAGGAGAGGAAAAAAACACACAAAGAUACAUAUAAAAAUGAAAAUAUACAAAAAAGAGCAAUAUACGAUAUUCCCAUACAUUAUUGUAUAAAUUGUAUAGUGUUAUUAUCCUAGUGCUUAUGUAAAUGAUAAUAGCCUAAUAGGUUAGGGAUAUGAGCUUGUGGACAAUCAUCUUUCUCCUGGGAGAAAAUUAGCUUGUCCAGAUUAUGUGAUUUUUAGAACAACGAGGCUUCCAUUUCUAUUGAGCAAGUCAGUCUCGCCGUAGGAGAUCUAGGGCUUAAUUGGCUGUCUAUGUGCCAGUUCCAAUGUCUAUUGGAUGAUCCUGCUGUUGAGACACAAACUACUACAAACUACCGUAUUUUUCACUCUAUAAGACGCACCAGACCACAAGACACACCUAGUUUUUGGAGGAGGAAAACAAGAAAAAAAAAAUAUUCUGAAUCUCAGAAGCCAAAACAGCAAGAGGGAUCACUGCACAGUGAAAGCAGCAAUCCCUCUUGCUGUUCUGGCUUCUGGGAUAGCUGCACAGCCUGCAUUCGCUCCAUAAGACGCACACACAUUUCCCCUUACUUUUUAGGAGGGAAAAAGUGAGUCUUAUAGAGCAAAUAAUACGGUAAAUUUGAAGGAAUUCUAUGAAAUUUGGUUCAUCAGGGCAGAAGAGCAGUAUCUUAUUCUUCAUAAGGAACCUUUAAAAAAAACCCACAAAAAAUCAUUUUAAGCACCCUAUUUUUUUUUACCGCCCCCCCCCCCCCCGCCAGUCAGCCAGUAGCGCUCUCUCAGGAUUUUUGGUUGGUUGGUUUUCUUCUCAAGCUUUUCUUCCCAAGGGUAGCACAAGACAUCAUACUAUUGUGUGUUUCUCAUUUGUCUCGGGCACUCUUAAGUGUGGUGCCUUCCAUACCAUUUACUGCACUCAAAUGCACUUGCCUACAGGGCAGCAAAGCCACGCCCACCUCACCUGGAAAUGCUCCACCUGUCUUCACUCUUACAUCAUGGCAAUGUAAUAUCUCCAUUGCUCUUCCAUGUCCCCCACAUCCCGCUUUGCAUAACAUCCAGCUUAAGGAAGAGCUCUGGAGUAAAUGAAUUCUUGCUCACUUACCUUGUACCAUUUUAGUUGGGCCUCAUGGAGGCAUUGCCCGACCGUGAUUUUUAGAUAAUGAUUUUUCCCAAGUGAACCAGCACAGCUGCCUACACCCUAUGAUGCUAAUGGAGGUGAGCGGGACCCUCUUCCUGUUUUUAUUGGCUUUCCUGUUCCUGCAUGUGCCUCUUCCAUGGCCCUUGAAGCAUGUUCUAGCCCCCAUUUUUAACAUUGCUGUAGCAUCUGCAAAUGCUAAAAUAGCUCCGUAACAAGGAUGGAUUAAAUUUCCCAUAGUGAAUGGAGAUUUAGGUUCUGGCAGCAUAAUGUGUAACUGAUCUUAGGCUUUAUUUGAACCAAGUAGCCUUCAAAACAUCCACUACUCAAGACUGGAAACAAAAUAGUUUUAAUAGAGAUGUGGAUUUCCCCCGCCCCCGCCCCCUGCAUUUAUUAUUUUUUAGUUCAAUUAGAUAAGUCGCAAUGAAGCAUUCAUUUUGGGGGGAGGGAGAAAUCUUUUUCUGAAGUGGGUAGAUUUAUGGGAACCUAUCUAUGGUGAAGAACCCAGCAAGAAGUAUUGCUAUUUUGCUACAUUCCUAAUGUUUGGGGCAAUCAAGUUUAAAUAUAUAUAAUUUUCAGAGCGUAAAACAUGUGAAGUUAUAGCCUAGCUAAAAUAUAAUUCAGUUAGUCAGUUAAACAAUGAUAUAUCAUCAAAGAGCCUUGAACUAUGGCCAGAGUGUACCAAGCAUUUUAAAAACUGGUAACCACAGAGAUAUUUCUAUAAGGAAUGUUCACCUCAUGGGGAUUCUUUAAAGGUGCUUCAUGUUGUUAGUUUCUUUCUUUCUCUUUUUUACAAAGUUAUAGCUCUGCUUUAUUGUACAUGAUGUCCUAUAAAGAAGAUCUAUGUCUGCGAUACCUCUUUGAAAGAGGACCACGGUGCUAUCCGUUUAAAAGAGAACGCAGUCAAGCAGUAAAUUUAGGGGGCCAUCUCUUUUCAUAUUGACUGUAUCUGAGCCAGCAGUGGGUCUUUGAUGUUGUAACAAUAGCGCAUAGGCCGAGAGGAGUAUUAGGGCUUGAACAAUGUCGAAAUGAAGCUGCAUUCAUUAGUUUCAAAGAGAGAGGCUUCUAAUGUGUAGCAGAACUUUAUUUCUGCAUGCUUCCUUGCUUCUUGCAGGAAGAGAUUGUGCGGCGUCUGUCAUAUAGUUUUUGUACAAUUUCAGCCUGGAGUCUCUUGCGUUUAUCAUUUUUAAUUAUAAACCAGGUGCUGUGGAAACUUGCAUUGUACACUAGGUGCUUUACUAGUUACAUAAAGGCAUCAAGACAUUUCUUUCACCCCACGGGCCUCUCAAACCCACCAGCUUAGGCUACAUAGCGCAGAAGAAAACACUGGUUCAGAUAGUUUAGUGUCAGCAACAUUUGAGAACUAGGCAUGUUAUUAGUUUCACAGUCCAGCUAAUUCUAGGCCUUAAAUAGUCAGAUGCUUAUUAAAGACAAGGUUGUUUUGUUCUCAGAAAUUAUUCUGAAUAACCAUUAGCAUUCCUGGUAGUUCCCACGCUUUACAUACUCCAGACACGAAACAAAAUAAAAAAAUUCUUUCCAGUAGCACCUUAGAGACCAACUAAGUUUGUCAUUGGUAUGAGCUUUCGUGUGCAUGCACACCUCUUCAGAUACACUGAAACAGAAGUCACCAGACCCUUAUAUAUAGUGAGAGGGUGGGGAGGGGUAUUACUCAGAAGGGUGGUGGGAAUGGGUGAUUGGCUGAUAGGUGUGGUAAACUUGUUGACGACUGUUAACAACUGGAAUUGGUCUUACAGGGAAAAGCAAGGGGUGAGAUGGCUAAAAAUAGCUUCAUCAUGUAUAAUGAGAUAAGAAUCCAAUGUCUCUAUUCAGACCAGGUCUCUCCAUGGUUUUAAGUUUGGUAGUAAGUUGUAAUACAGCAACUUCUCUUUCCAGUCUAUUUCUGAAGUUCUUUUGUAAUAAGACAGCUACUUUGAGAUCUUGUAUAGAAUGUCCUGGGAGACUAAAGUGUUCUCCUACUGGUUUCUCUGUCUCGUGAUUCCUGAGGUCAGAUUUAUGUCCAUUUAUCCUUUGGCGUAGGGUAUUCCAGACCGUAUCGUUCAAAACGCUAAACGCUGAUUCUCAUUCUACGUAACAAGGGUGCUUGCAGCAUAAACUGGGUGUCUGGAGCAUCAAACACUGAGAUGGGAGCAUGCUUUUUGUGGGCACACAUGGAGGGAACAUAUACCAGGAAGGCCCAAUGAAUAUACUUUGAGCACCUUUGCCACAUAAAGUGAAAACCAACUUGCAGUUGACAACAUACGAUUGAUAUACAGCAACCAGAGAAGAAUUUGGGGUUUUGAAUGCUCACAUCUCCUUUUGAGGCGAGCAUUACCAAGCCCACAGAGAUUGUUUCUGAGCUGAACUCUGGCAAAUGCCAUUGACACUUUCACAAAUGAAGGAAAGAGACCACAGGUGCAAUUCCCUUGACACCCAGGGCAUUUGCUUCUAUAAACAAGAGCCCCAAACAUCUUUUGUUUAAAUAGAUUGCCUCUCCCCAGGUGACCCUACUUUUUCAAAUAUAACACCCUUCUGUUACAGUCAGAAGUUAAAGCUCCAGGAGGACGCAGUGGGCAAGCGUUAUAUUUGAAAAGGCAAGGUUCAUCCUGGGAGAGGCAAUCUAUUUAAGCACAAGAUGUUUUUUGGUCUCUGAAUCUCUGGUGAAAUCCUUGUUCCUUGUGAGCCAUGUCGACAAAAUGCUUUCAAGACACUAAGGGAAACACCAUUUGACAGGCGAUGGAUACACAAAUAUAUUUAGCAAGGAGAUGGUGAAUGAUCUUGGGGAGUGGGCAGGAGGAGAGGCAAAGAGCAGAGAGCAGCUGCCUGCUGGAAACUACAGACAGCUCUGAGAAGCUGCAUGCUUUUAAAGCUGCAGGGUUUUUCUACCAUGUUGCAAGAAUUGAAGACCCACUUGAAGUCAACCUGAAAAGGAGAUUAUCUAGAUAUAGCAGUUAACGACUCGCUGCAGACCUCAGUGUGGAGUAGUGGCUAGAGUCUCAGACUAGGACCUGUGACAUCCAGGUGGAAAAUCUUAUUUAGGGCCUUUCUACACUUUCCAUUUUUAUAGCAUAAUGGUUGCUGAGUUUUUCAGAUUUUUUGACACAUUGCUGCAUGACGUCAGCAUGCAUAUUCCAGCUAGUAUUCCAGAAUAAUGUACCUGGAAAUCUGCUGCUUCUUAUACGGUAAGGAAUCCAACUUGGUGAAAGAUCCAGAAUGGAUCCUCAAUAUUUUUAGUUGUGUGGCAUGGGGACAAGCAUUGGCCUGUUCUUUGUGUGAAGGGUGGUGGGGGUCAGCGGCAAUAGUUUGGAAGGCGUCCGUUUCGUGCUGCUUCCCUUGGACCACUGCGAGCUGUCGGUUUGAGAGCUGAGUUCAGAGGAGAGUUGUGGCAGAUAGAGAUGAUGGUACUGAGUCAACAUCUGAUGCAUGACAACAGUCAUUAGCUGCAGACAAAAUUUUGCCACAAAAACCGGGUUUGCCAGAAGCGUACUUCCUCUUCCGAUUUCCUAUACAGUGGUACCUUGGGUUACAUACGCUUCAGACUCUGCUAACCCAGAAAUAGUGCUUCAGGUUAAGAACUUUGCUUCAGCAUGAGAACAGAAAUUGUGCUCCGGUGGCGCGGCAGCAGCAGGAGGCCCCCAUUAGCUAUAGUGGUGCUUCAGGUUAAGAACAGUUUCAGGUUAAGAACGGACCUCUGGAACGAAUUACAGUAUUUUUCGUUCCAUAGGACGCUCCGUCCCAUAGGACGCACCUACUUUUUGGGGGGGGGAAAUAAAGGAAAAAUUUUUUUCCUUUAUUUCCCCCCCAAAACCAGGUCGGGGAACAGUGGGAUGGCGGCGCUGUGCCUCCCCGUUGUCCCCCAAGCUUGUGGGGCUGGCCGACGUCCGCCCGGCGUGAGGGGCACUCUGCUUCAGGGCGCCUCACACGCCGGGCGGCAGGCUGCGGACACCUGUGCGAAGCACGGGGCAUCCUCCGGAGGGCGCCCCAUGCUCCGCACUGCAGGCUGUCGCCCGCAAGCCAUGCGUGCCCGGGGGGGAUCUCCCCCCGGGUGCGCAAGGCUUGCAGAUAGCUUCCUGGAGCCUGGAGAGCGAGAGGUGUCGGUGCGCACCGACGCCUCUCGCUCUCCAGGCUUCAGCGAAAGCCUGCAUUCGCCCCAUAGGACGCACACACAUUUCCCCUUCAUUUUUGGAGGGGAAAAAGUGCGUCCUAUAGGGCGAAAAAUACGGUAAGUACUUAACCUGAGGUACCACUGUACUUCCACAAGGUCAAUAUUCUGGGGUACUAGGCAUUAAAAAUAAAUAAAUUAAAAAGGGCUGACCCCCUCAGCAUGCUGAUAUUUAAUGGCUAGAGGAACGCAAGGACACUUUAGGCGUGUGAAUGUAACCACUGAACUUUUCUCAGUUUGAGCAAAGCUUACUAUGACCAUGGAAAGGAAAACCCUGCACUCACUCUCUUAACAUUUGUAUCAGCUACAAAGUCAAGUCUUUAAAAUGUUGAAUCAAACAGUGACUAUUCCGCUAUAAAUGGUCAGUGCGAAAAGCCCCUGAGUUGCGAUGCUCAUUGGGUAAUCAAUUACUGUCUUGCAGUCCAAGCUACCUGACAAAGCUGUUGUGAUGAUAAAAUGAGGGGGAAUCGCGUGGCUUAAAAGUGAAUGUGCAAAACGUUUGUGCAUGGGGCUAAACUCACGACUGCUUUGCUCAUCUCCUGCUCCUACAGGGAGCUAACCCGUGGUUUGGCUUAGGGUUCCCCCAGGCCAAUGGCAAGUGGCAAUCCAGGAGCAAACCAUUGUUAGAGUGGGGGAGAAGCAAAGUGAACACCAUUUUUGCCAGUGUGCCACCACACCUUUAAAGCAUAGUUAUUAAGCGUAACUGUGACAUGUAAACCAACCCACUGGGUUCUGCUAACUCUUGUCCGUCUUUCUUAUUUGCUGUGUGUAAUCUUGGUGUUUGCUUCUUGCCCCCAGGAUGCCCUCCACACAGAUGGUCUUCCAUCACCUGAAGCCAGCUUUACACUAAACCCUGAGGACAGACGGGAUUAUCCUGACCACCAUGUCGCGCACAAAUCAUUCACCAAGCAGCGAUUCAGGCAAGAGAAUGGGCAUACAGCUUUGCAAAGAGAUGGGCCGAGGCCAUUCCUUCUGGAUCUCCCAAACUUUCCUGACCUCUCAAAAGCAGACAUCAAUGGGCAAAACCCAAACAUCCAGGUAAAAAACUCUUCUUUCCUAUUUAGGCUCUUACUUGAAUCAUGGAAUAAACAGCGUCUAACAAAGGUACAAUUUCAUUCACGAAACCUACAAGCCACAUGGAAACCAAGAAAUGUAAGAAAGGAGUUUUUCUUCCCCCAGGUUUCCAUUUGCCAUACAGCUAAGGUGAUUGGUGAAUGGAUUGAUUGAUCUGUUCAAACAGAUGGAUUAUUCUGUUCAAAAGGUAUAUUGUUGGUGUCAAUAUGAUAAAACAUAUUAUCAACAUAAAGCAAAAUACCUACAGACCAGUAUCUUAGCAAACCCUGCAACAAAGGUCAUGCAUUUAAAGUUGAAGUAAAUGUGGAGAUGUCUGGCACAAGUUUUUUGGAACUUUAUUCAUCUGACUGAAGAUGUUUUGCUGCAAUUAAACAGUAAACGUGUGGUGCUGAAACACUCACAUAGCUUCUUUGAAAUAGUUUGGACCAUCUUUGCCUAGAAUAUUGUAUAAGAGGACUGGUUCAAAUGUUGAAAUGAGCCCAGAAAACAAAACCUUAUGGAUAAACAUUAGCUUGAAUGGAAAUAAACCACUGAACUGUGGAACAGGGACAAAACUCAUAACUUGAAACAAACACUAGACUUCGAGCAAGUUCCUCCAAAAUCAUCAGUCAGAACAUUUGCAAUAUUUUAGAGCAGAAUUGUUUGCCUGAAAAUGGCACAUCGCUUUGUAUAUGUCACUGGUUUAAUGUCAGAAUCUGCUAUGAGUUGCACCCAAUGUUAGUUCUAUCCAUUGAGUGGACCCACUGAAAUUAAAUAAAAAACGAGUAACUUGCAUAUAUUAAUUUCAGUGGGUAUACUCUGAGGAGAACAAUAACGAACAUGGGAUACAACCAUAUACAGAAGAUUUUCAGGUAGACAUGUAUAACUUAUUCUACCGUUCCCCCACAUGUACACUUAAAAAUAAACACUUCCUUGGGCUUUCUUACAAUAAAGGUAGGUAAGUUGUUUUUUAAAUGUUUGCAAUACAAGACAGCAGUCAGUCACGGACAAUAGCCUUGCACAAAAUUUCGAGACUUGUUCUACCUAGUGCCAGUUGAAAUGAAUACAGUGCCUGUCUGUUUACUCAUUAUUUGGCUCAAUCUUUCCCAGAAAUGAAAUAUUUUCAUUCAGCCCCUUUUCCAUUUGUGCAAUUGUUUCAGUAUUAGCAAGACAAGGAGACAUUUGAAAAGGGUAACCCAAGCAGCUGUUACUUUUGUGCUACGGAUGCUUUUUUAAACUCCGUUGCCAAAUCAGCAGCCAAAUGCACCACUGCACUCAAGUAAACGAAUUCACAGGAAGUCCUUGAAAAUGAGGUGCUUUUUUUUUAAAGCCAGUAACAUAUUUCCUUGGGGAUCAGAGAUUUUCUUCGUUCUUGGUGAAAAGCUCUUUUGUUGAUCGCCCAUUGAUUUGACACAUGCCAGCUCAUGCGGUCAUGCCAGCAGUGCAAGGCUAUUCAGGGUGCAACAGCUUCACUUUCUUUUCCUUCGAAACAAAGUGAAGUCAUGUGUCGAGCCAAUAAUUUGGCUGCCAAAAUUUUUUUCUGUGUGAUGUUCUUUUUUCCCCCCUUUCGGUUUCCCAGCCUAUUUAAAUGUGUACCAACUGUGAGGAGCUCUUGGGCUUGGAUUCCGAUACCUCGCUGCUUCUGUUUUUGUGAACUCUCCUCUUCCUCCAGUUUUUAAGUCACCGUUUCUCACAUUUCCAGAGCACGUUAAUUCUAUGCGGCAUAAACAAGAACAAAGUGUCCUGUGGCACCUCUGUCCUUCUUUGAACCUUUGCUCUCUGCCUCUUCUCCUCUUUAAAAGGUAACCCAAACAAAAAAGUCAAUAUUGGUGAUGCUAGUAGUACAAACCUCCCUAGGCCUAAUCUACUUCUUCCACUAACUGAGGACCAGUCUGACAGAAGACAGCAGACAUCCUUUCUGUUUGUUGCAUACACACACACACACACACACACACAGUGGUACCUCGGAAGUUGAACAGAAUCCAUUCCAGAAACCAAGGCACAGCUUUCAAUUGGCUGCAGGAAGCUUCUGCAGCCAAUUGGAAGCCAUGGAAGUCACCUCGGACGUUCUGGUUCCAAAGAACGUUCGCAAACCGGAACACUCACUUCCAGGUUUGUGGCAUUCGGGAGCCAAAACGUUUGACUCGCAAGGCCUUCGGGAUCCAAGGAUGUAUAUGGAUUCCUUUCCCCCUCCCUUGCAAGUUCCAGAUGGCACUUGCCUUUUGUCUUGGCUUGACAAAAUCUUUCACUGGCAUGUCAACAUAUUUUUCUUUCUUUCUUGGAUUGGUGUUUGGGACAGAGCUGUAGAGACCUGAAUUCUUAUUUGCCUGCUGUCUCGAAUUCUCCAGGUGACUAUAGAAGUUGUUGAUGGGCCAGAUUCUGAACCAGAGAAGGAUCUCCGAAAGGAAGGCAGCAAACCCAGCUGGCCUGUCCCAUCACCAGACUGGAGGAACUGGUGGCAGAGAUCAGCACCCACGGUCACCCGCAUGAGUAGCGGGGACCAGGAUUACAAGUAUGACAGCACAACCGAAGACAGCAACUUCCUGAACCCCGUUGGUGGCGGGUGGGAAAGUCACGCACCUAGUCACCGGACAUUUGACUCAAAGGCACAGCCAGAGUAUGGUGAGUGAGCCUUCUGAAUCCCUUGUUUGUAGCACCUUAGGUUGGUAGCAGUGCUCUGCAGGUGAGGAGCCAUCAGCAGUGGAAAUGUGAGGUGGGGCAGAGCCACAGGGGGCAGGAGUAGGUACUUUCAACACCAGCAUUCCUGCUUCUUACCUGGACUUGGUUGGGGGAGGGUGGCAUGAGGUAGGGAACACGCAGGGGCACCGGUGGGACCAGUCCUGUGCGUCUGCACAACUUCGCCACCACCCGGCGCUGCACUAACAGGGAAGCAGGUGUUGGGAGGCACCCACCACUACGGAGAGUGACUGGGCACCAAAGAUAGUAAGAGGGAAGAGAGGGUUAGGGGUACAGGUGAGAGAGAAAAGGAAUUGUGUUAACUGAUUAACUGAUUAACUGAUUCCCUGAGGUUUAGAUAAUAUAUACUAUGCACUGAUACCGAUCUUCUCUGACUAUCGUGUAGCCAAAGCACAUCCACUUACACAGGAGAGGGAAGUAUCAGCCGGCUCGAGGGAACCCCAGAAUUUGCAGAAGCACACAUAAACUUUGUGGGGAAGGAAGGGGAAGCCAAAUCAGCUCACUAAGGUCUGAGCAUGUUCAGUGAGCAUGGAAUGGAAAACUGGGGAGGGAAGCGAUAGGAUAGAGUAUCCCAAGAAAAGGCAAUGCUGACUCGCAUUGUGAACAGCAGCAAAUGUUUUGUUGAAGACACCACUUAAUAUCCAAGCCAGUCCUCAGAUAGCAACACGUAUUUUUUUUUGCCAUUUCUACUUUUAUAAUCAAACAUUUACUUGUUUACCAGCUAGUUCUCUCCUGUUUUGUCUUGUUCCUCCCUUGCAGAUUACAUAGACGGGGAAGGAGACUGGAGCCCCUGGUCUAUUUGUAGUAUAACCUGUGGCAACGGCAAUCAGAAGCGCACCAGAACCUGUGGCUAUGCCUGCACAGCCACCGAAUCAAGGACAUGUGACAGGCCCAACUGUCCAGGUUAGGCUCCGCUUAAUUACUUUGACCUGAACGGCACAACUGCUUGCAACCCUUCGCUGGUAAAAAGUAUCAUAUUAAAAUAAUAGGAGGAGAUGCUUCCCCAUACCUGAAAUUAUCAGCUUUGUUGUGCCUUCGAGGCAGAGCCAGAUGCUUUUCCUUUCUAAAGGGCCUUCAGGAGCACUGCUCAUGCUGUGUGCCUCAGAUUUCAACAGAGCCUACAGAGAUGUAGGCAAGAGAGACCUGCAUUUCUUGUGAGAUGCACUAGAUGGGGUACUAUAGGAAAUAAGAGUAUCCUGCCUUCUGAAGUUCUAAUUGCAUUUACCAUUAUUGUAUUGCUUAAAAAGAUAAGCGCUAAGAGAAUAAGAUGCUUUGGUGUUUUUGCAGUGACAUCAGGUUUCAAAGUGUAGAGAAAGAGAGCAAUAUGCAAAAUGAGAUGAUCAAGACAGCCGUAGCAGUUCGAAGCCUAAUGCCUUGGAUGUGGUACCUUGGAUAAACUAUGACUCUUGCACACACAUCACUAGUGGGGUCAGGGAGGCCCUUCACUCAGAUGUGAACAUGCUGGUAACUAUACUUUAACUUAGGCAAUGGAGGCCUUCCCUGAUAUUUCUCAUUCAUCCCUCCAACACGGCCUGUAUUUAGAUGCAAAAGUGCAACUAGAAAACACUUUGAGAUCUUCAGGGAAUUCUUACUUGUGGAGAGAGCAUUAGCACUAUUUUUUUAAAAGCAUAUUCAUUAAUCAUACAACUAUUAUUAUUUCAUUGCUUUAUUAUUUCAAAUAAAUUGUCUCAGAGCAACAUACAGAUCCAUAAAACUACAAACAGCAUUAAAAACUAUCAGUUAAAAACCAGAUGCAAAAUAAAACCCAAGAUGCAAUAAACAGAAAUUCAGACAAUGGUAUGAAAAGAAGAAAUCAUUCCCCUGACCUAAAUGGUGAGCACCACAAAAAAGGCCAAAUUCAUACCAGAGUAUGUUCCAGAUUAAUAACCCAAUGCCUGGGCAACACGGAGUGUCUCAACCUGGCGCCUGACAGCUGGCACUGACGGCGCCAUGUUUGUUUCCUUGGAAGGAGCAUGACAACACAGUAGAAAUUGCCCAAGGAUUUGCCAGAGAGAAUGAACCCUCACCCUCAUUAGAACUCCACUGAGAAUUUGGAAAUGUUAAGGGCAAAAACUAAAUUGCCGUGAGUUUUGCCUUCAUGGUGGGUUCUUGGGUAUCUUGCUCAACAAACUUUCCAUAACUUGUAGGGAGGGUACGUGUCUGGAACAACGGCAAGGGAAAGCUCGUCUGAACAAAUAACUGUGUCUUCAACUUACAAAGAUAAUUUGCUGAUACUUCUCCAGAACUGUCAUGUGUGAUGCUGACAUGCCAAUUUGAGGAUGUGCGUUGUGGAAUGCACACAGUUUUAGGCUACAUAGAAAGUGCCAUCUUUGCUUUAUUUAAGGAAUUUGUUCCCCUUGGUUGUUUUUUAUGGGAUAGCAACCUUGAUUUUUUGGUCCGCCCACCGCCCCCCAUCUCCCCUUUCUGUUAACAGGAAUAGAGGCGUAAAAAUGGCAACCCUAAGUCAACCUCCUUAGACAGUGCAGUUUAAAUUGACCAGCCCUAGACUCUGCAUCUGUGUGAUGCAUGUUUGAGGGGGGGGGAAAGGCAAGGCCCGGUCUCAAAGGUGCUGCUAAUAUCGGCUUGGCAUAGAGGCACCUAGCUCAACAGAGCAGCAUCUUUCAGACAGAGGAUUGCCUUUGUUGUCCAAAUACAUUUUCCAAACAAUGUAAACUUUGUUUACAAGUUGCUUCCACCUGACCCAGCUGGAGCUGAAGGGGGUGUGUGGAAUCAGGUGGUUCAUUCUCUGCUUGUGUGGUUAGGUCAUUUAAACAUGGCCCCAGAUAAGAUGUUCCUGCACAGCUGAGAGAAUAUCUGCAGGCAUUUUUUGUUGUUGUUGUCGUCGUUGUUCCUCUCAUGUUGGGGUGGUUUCUUAAGGUCUGGAUUUAUUAAUAGCCCAAAUAUUUGCACCACCGUGUCUGUCAGUCACAUUGUCUUCAUCAGCCUGCAACACCAGUAUGUAGUACAUCCUGUUUUUUGUAAAAAUAAAAUAAAAAUCUGCUUGCGUAGCAGUCGAAAACUCCUCUGCUCAGCACUCGUUUGCUGGCACUGCAAGCAGAAAAUAAUGAAAAACUGUCUUGCGACUUAAGUUUCCAGUCGCUGGCAGUUAUAAGCGAUUGCUGUGAUGUUCAGAGAAACAUAACCAUUCAGAAGGUACUUAAUGGCACCAGCGAGUAGUAUCAGGUAUUCAUCUCAAGUCAAUAUUAAAAUAUUUGAGAGGGGAUGGUGUCAGAGAGGGGUGGGAGGACAUUUGUUUUGACCUUUGUAUUAAAGUGCAAGACUGCUGAGGCUCAGAAGUAAUUUUCAUUCUCUUAGGUUCUUUCUCAUUCUCUCUGAAUCGAAAGCAAGAGCUUUAACCAAUUUUAAUACUGUAUUUUUAUAUUGCUGUUGUAACCUUCCCCUGGGACCUCAUGGUGACAAGCAGUUAAGAAAUCCAAUAAACUAAAAGUAACAAUGACGGCAUGAAUGUUUAUAGGAACAUAAGAAAUCAGUGGGAUACUAAUGCAAGCCUAGUUUCUUUACUGCCUUGUAUUAUGUGCCGUUACUGAAAAAAUAUAUUUAUAUACCCUGCUUUCUUCAGGGAUUGAAGACACCUUCAGGACAGCAGCCACAGAAGUGAGUUUGCUCGCAGGAAGCGAAGAAUUCAAUGCCACAAAGCUCUUCGAAGUCGGUAAGCAGAAAGGAGCAGAGGGGUCUCUUCCUUCAGAGCUAAAUGAUGCAGGCAGACUUCAAUCUGUGAGACAGUUUCCCCCUAGGACACUUCUGAGAAGGUGCUGUGAGGGAACACUCAAAUAUUUCCCGUCUUUGUAAUGUGUGGGUUUUGAUUGAGCCAGUUACACAUUGUUCAGCAGCCAUUCCCAGUGGGCUUUCGAAAGGAAAAAUGUUGGACUAAACGUUUCUGCUUCCAGCUGUGCCACAGCCUUCUUGAAUCAUUGCAAGUUCGUUAUUCAAGGACAAAAGGCAAAAACUUGAAUACUACAGCUGCACAUAAUAUGUUCAGGGUGACUCUGCAACCAACAGGUAGCACUCCAAAAUCUGCCCAUACUGGCCAAGACAUGGUUAAUCCGGAGCAUUGUUUAUGGGAUGCGAAAGCAUUGCUUGGAGCAAGGCUGAGGAUUUUCUUAAAACUUGCACAAAGGUUUGACUCUGUUCUUUAUUCCAGAUGCAGAUCCUCACUUCAUCAUUCAUGAGUGUUCUGCUAGUGUCAUAUCCUGAUUUGCACAGAUAUCUUGCUGUCUCCCCACAUAUUACAAGUCUGGAAUGUGAGCCACUUAUGGCUUCAGUUAUAAAGGAGCUGUUUCAAUAUCAUCCGUUAAGAUUAUAGUUCCAGUGUCUCUGUGCAGCUGCAUUCAAGAGGCCCUCACAGAGGCGGGGGGGCGGUGCUCUGCCAAAUUUUAACCCACAUUUUAUUUUUUAAUCAUAAGGGAACCUCAUGAAAACUAGGUGCACUACAAUGCACUCACUUCAGCUUUAGUGUAGCUAAAGAAUGCACAGUAUAUUUUCAGAAGAUUGAUAUUGAUAUAUGGAAGGGCAAAAAUACAGCCCCCUUUGGUCAAUGGAUAGAUGAUACGACAACUCUUGCAACACGUGAAUGGAUUGCUUUCAGACAAAGAUUACACAUGGACAAAUUUAAAUGAUAUUUGGAAUGUAUUUAUGAAAACCAUAGUGACCCAUGAGUCCAUUGACAUAUAUACUAUAUAGUUUGGUAACAUUAAUUAUAUGUUAUGGUUAUUAUGUUAUUGCUGUUUUCCUCUGCUUUCCCUUUUCUGUUCUUUUCUUUUCAUAUUUACUUUUACUCACUAUAAUAAUAAUAAUAAUAAUAAUAAUAAUAAUAAUAAUAAUAAUGUCUUUUCUUCUGACAAGAUGCACACUCCAUAGGGAAAGGCUGACAUAUUGACAUGUCACACAUUGACAGUGAAACUGGUACAAUUCAAAGUGUUGGUUCUGACCUUUAAAGCCCUAAACGGCCCAGACACUGACAUCCUCCUCCGAAGGUCUUCUGCUUGUUCCCUCACUACGAGAAGUGAGGUUACAGGGAACCAGGCAGAGGGCCUUCUUGGUAGUGGCGCCCACCCUGUGGCACACCCUCCCAUCAGAUGUCAAGGAAAUAAACAACUAUCUGACUUUUAGAAGACAUCUGAAGGCAGCCCUAUUUAGGGAAGUUUUUAAUGUUUGAUGGGCAGGGUAUAAAUAAUAAAAAAAUGUUGUUGUUGCAUGUUUUCCAGGGCCUUAAAACAUUUUUAAAAUAAUAUUGGAAUUGAUUUUGUGAUAGAACACAAAGCAAACCCUUGACUACCAGAGUGUGAUGUUAGCUAAAUACUGUCAAAAUCCUGCAUUUUUGUCAUCUCUGAAACACAGUCAAGUUCUCCUUGUGUCCCUUUUCUACUGUCCAGAUACUGACAGCUGUGAAAGGUGGAUGAGCUGCAAGAGUGAAUUCUUAAAGAAGUACAUGCACAAAGUGGUCAACGACCUCCCUGCUUGCCCUUGCACGUAUCCCACGGAGGUUGCCUACAGCACGGCCGAUAUCUACGACCGGCUUAAGCGGAAAAACUUUCGCUGGAAAGAUGCGAGUGGGCCAAAGGAAAAACUGGAGAUCUAUAAGCCGACCGCUCGCUAUUGCAUCCGGUCCAUGCUGUCUUUGGAAAGUACCACCCUGGCUGCACAGCACUGUUGCUACGAUGACAUCAUGCAGCUGAUCACAAGGGGCAAAGGAGCAGGCACCCCAAACCUGAUCAGCAUAGAAUUCUCCGCCGAACUACAUUACAAAGUGGACAUCUUGCCUUGGAUCAUUUGCAAAGGGGACUGGAGCCGCUAUAAUGAAGCCAGGCCUCCUAAUAAUGGUCAGAAAUGUACAGAGAACCCUUCAGAGGAGGACUAUUACAGACAAUUUCAGGAAGCAAGAGAGUACUGA
Messenger RNA from Podarcis lilfordi (Lilford's wall lizard), 27705 nucleotides. Lineage: Eukaryota; Metazoa; Chordata; Lepidosauria; Squamata; Lacertidae. The record is from the annotation of a GenBank genome assembly.